Fusarium tjaetaba is the source of this 841-nucleotide messenger RNA. RefSeq lists its product as uncharacterized. The transcript is spliced from 2 exons. NCBI's taxonomy places the organism in Eukaryota, Fungi, Ascomycota, Sordariomycetes, Hypocreales, Nectriaceae. The record is from RefSeq and is a predicted model, not a curated record. The annotation marks the transcript as partial.
AUGGGCAAUCCUCCGUCGCCAAAGCCUUAUCGGGAUGACCCUGAUGCUGUGUCGCUACACACGACUGCGGGGGAACCCUCAUACGCUCACGUAGAGGACGACGUUCUCAACGGCGAUGAAGCGCCACCGCCUGCAUACCAUGAUACGCCGAUUAUGGGUUUAAGCACUCCAGCGAUGGCUCCCAUCAGCAGCACCGAGAUUGAAGAAGAACUUCUCCAAACAGGCGUCACCCAGCCCGAGUCUCACAUCGCCUUCACCUCCAACCGCAUCGGUCAAAAGCGCACUGGUAUCGGCAACGAAGUGAACGCCGUACGCGAUCCCCGCUCCGAUGCGGAUCCAGCAUUUCUCGAGAAAUGGGUCAGAACCAUGGCAAGGUUUCCUCCUUCGCCGUAUAUCAACAUUACGGGCACUCAUAAGGAAACCAAGCGCGAUAGCGAUGGCAAGAGCAAGCGUGAGGAAGUCACUGAUUUUAGGAUCAUGGUGAAUUUGCAGAAUUAUCUUUAUCCCAAUUUCAUCGUAAAUCCUCUUGGCAACUCGACGCUCAAGACUGUUGAGAGUGGCGAGAAGACAUAUCGCGGCACGGUCUUGAAGAAACGUCAGGACGGCGUGAAAGGCGAUAUCGAAGUUGGCCAUGCGAAGCCAACCCUGAAAGAAUGGUGUCACCGUUACUGUGCGAAAGCAGCUGGCACCAAAGUGUUCCGUUUGACUAGAACAGUCACCGGCAUGGAUGAGACCGUCUUCCGCAAUAACUUGACAAAUUAUGUCCGAAGCUCCAACUACAAAGGAAACCUCACCAUCGAAUUCCCGGUCGCCGACCGAGCAGUCGACAUCUACUCGUCCA